CAGGUGUGUAACGUGAUGGAGCCGGCGCUGCAGAACAACUGGCUGCAGACGGGCUGGGUGGCGCGGCGCGGCGGCCAGCGCAUCUUCGUGGAGCUGCAGUUCACGCUACGCGACUGCAACAGCAUCCCGGGCGUGGCGGGCACCUGCAAGGAGACCUUCAACCUGCUCUACGUGGAGUCGGACAAAGACCUGGGCCGGGUGACCCGCGAGGAACGCUACACCAAGAUUGACACCAUCGCCGCCGACGAGAGCUUCACGCAGGGCGACCUGGGCGAGAGGAAGAUGAAGCUCAACACGGAGGUGCGGGAGAUCGGACACCUGAACCGGAAAGGGUUCCACUUGGCGUUCCAGGACGUGGGGGCGUGCGUGGCCUUGGUGGCGGUGCGGGUGUACUACAAGCGCUGCCUGGCCACGGUGCAGAACCUGGCUGUGUUUUCUGAUACGGUUGCGGAGGCAGCGUUCGCCACACUCGUGGAAGUCAGGGGAGCCUGUGUCAACAACUCUGAGGUGGACUCGGACAGCCCUCCCAGGAUGCACUGCAGCGCCGAGGGGGAGUGGCUGGUGCCCAUCGGGAAGUGCAGCUGUUCAGCGGGUUACGAGGAGGGUCACAGCAGCUGUGAAGCGUGUCCCCCUGGCUCGUAUAAGAUGUCAUCCAGACAGCAGGAGUGUUUUCCGUGCCCGGCCAACAGUGUGGCUGAGGAGGAAGGAUCGGUGGUGUGUGUGUGUGAGGAGGAUCACUUCAGGACCCCCCUGGACAACCCCUCCGCCCCCUGCACCCGCCCCCCCUCUCCUCCCAAAGACUUGGUCUACACCCUCAAGCAGUCCACCAUGAUCCUGGAGUGGAGCGCGCCAACGGACACGGGCGGCAGGGGGGACCUGACCUACAGCGUGGGCUGCCGCCGGUGCGUGGGGCUUCAGUGUGAGCCGUGCGGGGCCAGCGUGGGCUUCAUGCCCCAGCAGAGCGGGUUGACCGAACGCACGGUCACCGUGGUCAACCUCAUGGCCAACUCCAACUACACGUUGACGGUCGAGGCCCUCAAUGGCGUAUCAGAGCUCCUGCCCAACAAGAGGUUCUACACACAGGUCAACGUGUCAACUAGCGUGCCAGCGCCCUCUCUGGUGAGUGAGUUGCGUGCGGAGAAGAUUGAGCAGCGCAGCCUCACCCUGAUGUGGAGGGAGCCUAGCUACCCCAACAGCAGCAGCACCGAGUACGAGAUCAAGUACUACGAAAAGGAACAGAAGGACAAGAGCUAUUCAACGGUCAAGACGGCCGCCACCCGCAUCAGCGUCAACAACCUCAAGCCUGGCACCACCUACGUCUUUCUCAUCCGCCCUUUCUCCACCCCGGCCCCCUCCUCCCUCCUCUCCGCCGCAGCGUCCUCCUCUUCCUCCUCCCCCUCUCCCAUCGACUACGGAGGCUACAGCGCUCCCCUGGAGCUGCAGACGCUUGGCGAACUGGCGCUGGCGUCCAGUGAGCAGAACCCAGUAAUCAUCAUCGUGGUGGUGUCUGUGGCCGCCCUCAUCAUGCUGCUCUCUAUGGGAGUGGGCCUGCUCCUCUGGAGAAGACAGUGUAGAUACAGCAAGGCCAGUCAAGAGGGAGACGAAGAGCUCUACUUCCAAUUUAAGAUCCCGACCCGGAGGACCUACAUAGACCCAGAGACAUGUGAGGACCUGGUGCAGGCUGUCCUCGCCUUUGCCAAAGAGCUCGACAACUCCAGCAUCAAGAUAGAGAGAAUCGUGCACACAGGUGACUUUGGGGAGGUGUGUCGUGGCUGUCUCAAGCUGCCCAGUAAGCGGGAGCUUCCGGUGGCCAUCAAGGCGCUGAGGGCCGGCUGCUCAGAGAAACAGAGGCGCUCCUUCCUCAGCGAGGCAGGGAUACUGGGACAGUUUGACCACUCCAACAUUGUCCGUCUGGAGGGGGUCAUCACCAGCGGUAACACCAUGAUGAUUGUGUUGGAGAGCAUGUCCAACGGGUCCCUGGACUCCUUCCUCAGGAAGCACGAGGGCCAGCUCUCUGUGCUCCAGCUGAUGGACAUGCUGGGGGGCGUGGCCUCUGGGAUGAAGUACCUGACAGAGAUGGGCUUCGUCCACCGCCGCCUGGCCGCCCACAAGGUACUGGUCAACGCCAGCCUGGGCUGCAAGGUGUCCGGCUUCAGACCCCUCCAAGAGGACAAGAUGGAGGCCAUCUACAGCGCAAUGCAUGGGGGGAAGAGUGUGGUGUUGUGGACAGCCCCAGAGGCCAUCCAGUACCACCGCUACAGCUCAGCGUCUGACGUCUGGAGCUUUGGCAUCGUCAUGUGGGAGGUCAUGUCCUACGGAGAGAGACCCUACUGGGACAUGGGCAACCAGGACGUGAUCAAAGCGAUAGAGGAUGGCUUCCGCCUGCCCGCCCCUAUGAACUGUCCACCUCACCUCCACCAGCUGAUGUUGGACUGUUGGCAGAAGGAGCGGACCGAGAGACCCACCUUCAGCCAGAUCCACUCUGCUCUCAGCAAGAGCAUCCGCAGCCCCGACGGCAUCGGAACCCUCCCUCUGGGCUCCUCCAUCUCCCUGGCAGAGCGGACUCUUCCGUCGUUCCCCUCGUUUAACUCGGUAGGGGAGUGGUUGGAUGCGGUGGACAUGGGGCGCUACAAGGACAACUUCACCGCGGCAGGAUACUGCUACCUGGAGUCUGUGGCCCGUAUGACAGUCCAAGAUGUGUUGAGUCUAGGCGUCACCUCUCUGGAGCACCAGAAACAGAUCCUGUCUGCCAUCCAGACCCUUAGAGCCCAGGUCAUCCAGAUGCACGGCAGAGGGGUGCAGGUCUGA
Molecule: messenger RNA, 2808 nt
Organism: Salvelinus namaycush (lake trout)
Lineage: Eukaryota; Metazoa; Chordata; Actinopteri; Salmoniformes; Salmonidae
Product: ephrin type-A receptor 7-like
Exons: 15
Coding region: 16-2808 (930 amino acids)
Biological process (GO): cell surface receptor protein tyrosine kinase signaling pathway; protein phosphorylation; axon guidance
Cellular component (GO): plasma membrane; neuron projection
Molecular function (GO): ATP binding; protein binding; transmembrane-ephrin receptor activity
Source: RefSeq, a predicted model, not a curated record